Molecule: messenger RNA, 2148 nt
Organism: Zalophus californianus (California sea lion)
Lineage: Eukaryota; Metazoa; Chordata; Mammalia; Carnivora; Otariidae
Product: translation initiation factor IF-2-like
Exons: 5
Coding region: 1-1110 (369 amino acids)
Source: RefSeq, a predicted model, not a curated record
AUGGCCGCCGCCCCCUCCCCACAAACCGGGCCGCGUCUCGCAGCGCUCCUCUCUCCUCUCCGCCGGCCCGCCUCCCUUCCUAGGUCUACCUCCGGGGGGUACGCGAGCAAAGAGGUGUGCCCCUCCUGCAAAUGCGCCUGCCACCUCCCCUCCCGCCCGCCAGGCGGCGCCGGCGCGCAGCCAAAAGGAGCGCGCGCGCGCGGGGAGGAGGCGGAGGGGUCUGCCGCGCAGGCGUGCGCGCGCGCGCCGCGGCUUUUCCCGGGCCCGCUGGGGGCGCGCGCUGCGUCCCCUGCAAAGCGCGAGCCGGGGCGGGGGCGCCGGAGCGGAGGAAACAAAAGGCGAAGGCGGCGGCGGCGGGGCGCGCACGGGGGCGGCAGCGCGGGCCUGGUCCCGGAGCCUGGCGGGCGGUGGCGACGGCGAACGCUGGAGCGAGCGGGCGGUGGCGGCGGCAGGGUGGGCCCUUCCCCGGGCCGGGCGAAGGCGGCGGCGGAGCGGCGGCGCUGCGGCCCCGGCCUCCGUGUGUUCGGAGCGGAGGAAAGAUGGCAGCGGCUGCACUUCCUCUUGCACUUUCACCCCUGGGGGGAGGAGAAGGAGGGGGCGAUACCAACAACACCCCCCCUCUCGCUUGCAGGGAAAAAAAAAAAGAAACGGCGAGCUCGGCGUGGGGGGCCCCCGGCGCCCCCGGCCCUGCACGUGCGCACCCGGAUCCCUGGUCCGGGCCGCCCGGCGCUGCAAACUUUCCACUUUCUUUGUGCCGAGCGCCCCCCCCUCACCCAGCCGAGGAUGCACGUCCCCCCUUCCCUAUUUAUACACCCCCCCCCGCAGCUCCGCUCCCCCCGCUUCCUGCCCCCCCUCCCCAUUCCCCAGCUCCGCCAAUGCUGGCGCAGACUGAGCCCCCGUCCGGCCCCCGCCUCCCCACCCCGCCCGCGGGGCCGGGGGCUACAGUCUCAGCCCCCCCGGACCAAUGCAAACGAAGCGCCAAGCCAGCAAACCAGCUCCUACUGUCCCUCCCUCCCCGCCGAGAGUGGCGGCGAGCGGACGGGAGGGAGGGGUGAGGGACCGAGGGGUGCAGACCUGGGCCCCCCAGCCUGUGGUGUGCACCCGUUUUGAAGUUCCCUGAGGACAGGGACAGGGUGUUGAUAAUAAGCAGAGAACAUUCAUCGUGCCAUGGUUCUGAGUGCAUUACUGAGUUGACCCUCUGUAAUUCUCAAAACACCCUCAUGAGGUGCCUACCCUGGGAUUCUCAUUUUAUGGAUGAAGAAACAGGACGGGCCAGAGAGAGAGGAGGAGGAACAUAGGGAGAGAGACAAGCAGACUCUGCGCUGAGCACAGAGCCCAAUGAGGGGCUCGAUGCCAUGACCCCGAGAUCACGACCUGAGCCAAAAUCAAGAGUCGGACUCUUAACCAACUGAGCCGCCCAGGUGCCCCUGUGUCUGGCUGUCUAAUGACAAUAGCGACAAGAUUAUUCAUGGUACAAUCACAGUACCUCAAGCAGGAGCCAAACAGAUGGGAGUUCAAAUUCCAGUUCUGCCUCUUGCUGACAGUGUAGCUCUGGGUGUAGCUCUGGGUGACCUGUGCCAGUGUAUUUAGUCCUGCCAGCCUCCCUCUGAGGGUAGGCUGAUUGCCCCCUUUUUAGAGGUAACUGGGAAGUAAGGUGGUUCCUCCAAGCCUGCACCAGUGAGGGGUGGGGUCCAAAUUGAGUGCAGGCCUCCCUAACUCCAACAGCCAGGCUCUUUCCACUGAACCUGGGCCUCUUUUCUUUCUCUUGACAAUUGGAUUUCCUUUGUGACUGGAAGGAGUGUGCAAAUCAUCUGCCUGUUCUGUUCUUCCUGUUCUCUUUGAGCCUCACCAAAGACCCUGCAAGAGGCACAGGCUCAGAAGCUCCUGCUCCUGCCCCCACCAGGGUUAUCUAGGGCCCUCUGUGCUGUGGUCUUCGGGGGUGACAGUGCUCUUGUGGGCCAUGGUUUAUCAUCAACAGUAUUUCCUGCCUCUUUGUCACCAGCAGGACCUUAACUCACACACACGCACACACAAACACACGAAAGACAAAUGGCCAACUGAAGAAAAUGGACUACAGAUGACAGAGAAAGAGUUCAUAUCCUAAAGGUCAAUGGAGUUCUUAAAGGUGGAUUAAAAAAAAAAUCAAGA